Glossina fuscipes is the source of this 1192-nucleotide messenger RNA. Its product is annotated as sulfotransferase 1E1-like. The record is from RefSeq and is a predicted model, not a curated record. Gene Ontology annotation, molecular function: sulfotransferase activity. Lineage: Eukaryota; Metazoa; Arthropoda; Insecta; Diptera; Glossinidae. The coding region runs from base 137 to 1177 and encodes 346 amino acids. The transcript has 5 exons. Gene Ontology annotation, cellular component: cytoplasm. Gene Ontology annotation, biological process: sulfation.
UAAGGAACGACAGUGCAGUUAAAGACAGUGCAUUUCGAUACAUAAGCUUUGGACUAAACGAUUAACGAUUUAAUUUUCGCCGUUCGAGAAAUUCAAUACUUGUUUGUUUUUUGCUCUUUUUGCUUACUUACUCGUAAUGGUUGAGCAUACUGAAAUCACGGCCGAUGACAAAGAAACGUAUCAGAUGCGUGAAAUUCAACCGGUGUCGGGCGUUAUUGGUGAUAAUUUGAAAACGAAAAUUUUGCAAAUGACUAACAAAAAUCAUCAAAUUCCUUUGGAUUUGGUGGACUGGUCAAAUCGUUGGUGUACUGUGCCCGCUGGCUCUAAGCAGCAUUACAAAACUUUUUAUGAAACUGAGAUAAGAGGCGAUGAUGUUUUUGUGGUAACUUUUCCUAAAAGCGGCACAACUUGGAUUCAAGAGGCGCUGUGGUUGCUAAUAAAUGGUUUAGAUUUUGAAAAAGCUAAAGCGGAAGAUUUACAUUCGCAGCGUUCAUUAUUUUUGGAAUUUAAAUGCUUGCAUCCGGACACGAACAAUGAUCCUCUUGCAAAAAGCCAAGAAAUGACUUCACCACGCCUACUCAAGUCUCAUAUGCCAGCACAUCUCCUACCUCGGAGGAUAUGGGAAAAAAAAAAUAAGAUUGUUUAUUGUGCUCGCAAUCCUAAAGAUGUUAUCGUUUCCUUGUAUCAUUUUCAAAGUGGUUUGGGCACACAUCGGGGUUCGCUCGAUGAGUUUGUCGAGGAUUUCAUCAAUUCGGAAAUAUUAUAUACACCGUUUUGGUCGCAUGUUUUCGAUUUUUGGCAAUUACGUCAUGAGUCAAACAUUUUCUUUACCUCAUACGAAGAAAUGCAAAGAGACCUGUCACAGGUUUUAGUGAAACUCAAUGAGUUUCUGGAAAAGCCGCCGCUCGCAGAAAUCCACUUAAACAAUUUGUUAAAUCAUUUAAAUUUUCAAAAUAUGAAAAAUAACCAGACGGUUAAUCUUUCUAAGGCUUUGGCUAGCAGCACUAACCCUUCACGUUUCAAUAUACAAUCGGAGUUUAGAUUUAUAAGGCGUGGUAUUGUGGGCUCUUAUAAAGAUGAAUUAUCGAUUGAGAGUCAAGAGAAACUUAAUAAAUGGACUGAAGCGUAUUUAGGAAAAUUUAAUGUAAAAUUAUCAGAUAUUUUUGGUAAUUUAUAAAAUUAAAAUUUUGAA